ACGAUAUAAAUUAGAGCAUUUUGGCAAUGAUGGAUAUCAGUUACCGAGUUGUGCUCCGACAAGCAAAGCAGAACAGACAGUUCUUUUCAAGUGCCAUAAAUCAAAACGAUUAUGUUCCGACUGUUGAUUGCCUCAUCGUUGGUCGCCAUGACCCUGGCUGGCCCAAUUGCUCAGUUGCACGAAAACCCGGAUGCUCACGCCCAAAUUCUUGCCUACGAGAAUGUUCUGCACGAAGAUGGACACUACAAAUGGGCCUACCAGACCAGCAACGGAUUGGCCGCUCACGAAGAAGGUCUCGGUGCGCAUGGUGCCAACGGAGAGUUUUCCUACACCGGCCCAGAUGGCGUUCAGUACCGUGUGGUCUACGUUGCCGAUGAGAACGGAUUCCGUCCAGAGGGAGCUCAUCUGCCUACUCCUCCACCAACCCCAGACCAUGUGCUUAAGUCCUUGGAGGAAAUCCGUGCCAAUCCACCGAAGGACCAGAAGGAUUUCAGUCUAGAAGCCCUGGAUGCCACCAUUCGUCGGCUGCAGCAUUAGACUCACUGGGCUCACUCGGACCGUUAGCUGAAAUUGUUGAUCUUGUUCGUGACACUGUUGACCUGAGACCAUGUUUGGUAUGAAUUUCUGUUUCCACACCAAACACGUUCAAAAUACUUGUUCAUUCGACAUUUUUGUAAAUAGUUAAAAAAUUUAGUCAUAAGUAGGCAAAUGUUUGUUAUAAAGUACCAAAUGAAAUGAAA
Molecule: messenger RNA, 740 nt
Organism: Armigeres subalbatus
Lineage: Eukaryota; Metazoa; Arthropoda; Insecta; Diptera; Culicidae
Product: cuticle protein CP14.6-like
Exons: 2
Coding region: 112-537 (141 amino acids)
Cellular component (GO): chitin-based extracellular matrix
Molecular function (GO): structural constituent of chitin-based larval cuticle
Source: RefSeq, a predicted model, not a curated record